This is a messenger RNA of Glycine soja, 603 nucleotides long. RefSeq lists its product as uncharacterized. Bases 1 to 603 code for a protein of 200 amino acids. Gene Ontology annotation, biological process: proteolysis. Lineage: Eukaryota; Viridiplantae; Streptophyta; Magnoliopsida; Fabales; Fabaceae. Gene Ontology annotation, molecular function: aspartic-type endopeptidase activity. The record is from RefSeq and is a predicted model, not a curated record. The transcript has a single exon.
AUGGAACGAAACUUUGCUUGUUUCCUUGACAUCUUCAAGAAAUUGGAGAUAACUAUCCCUUUUGGAGAAGCCUUGCAACAAAUGUCACUCUACUCUAAGUUUCUGAAAGAUUUGCUGACCAAGAAGGGCAAAUAUAUCCACAGUGAUAAUAUUGUGGUGGAGGGAAACUGUUGUGCUGUUAUUCAAAGAAUCCUUCCACCUAAAUACAAGGAUCUAGGGAGUGUCACCAUCCCUUGCUCUAUUGGUUCAGUGUCUGUUGGGAAAGCUCUCAUUAAAUUGGGGGCCAACAUAAGUUUAAUGCCUCUCUCCAUGUGCAGAAGAAUUGGAGAGCUGGAUAUUAUGCCAACAAGAAUGACAUUGCAGCUAGUAGAUCGAUCUAUCACAAGGCCUUAUGGCGUGGUUAAAGAUGUUUUGCUUAAGGUGCGACAAUUCACCUUCCCUGUAGACUUCGUGAUCAUGGACAUUGAAGAGCAUGCUGAAAUCCCACUAAUUUUGGGUCGUCCUUUCAUGCUAACCGCCAAUUGUGUGGUGGAUAUGGGGAAAGGUAAUUUGGAAAUGAGCGUGAUGAUCAGAAAAAUACAUUUAAUCUAUUUGAAGCCAUGA